AUGGCAUCAUUACUGUCUCUUCCACUGGAGGUUUUGCAACAGGUCUUAGCCGAACUCGCCGACAACCCACCAGAACCACCUAGUUUGGAGUUUUACGUCCCUCCUUUCAACUCCAACCCAACGUCGGCUAUACUCUGCCAGACAUGCCGCAGUCUCCGUGAGAUUGCUGAGCCGGUCCUUCACCGACACAUUUACAUUCCAAAUGCGAAUGUGAAGAAGUUCAUAUCACUGUUCCAGUGUUGGAAAGCACGGCCUCACUGCGCUCAGUACACCCGAAGACUCACAAUUGAGGCAAGAUCACAACGCCUUGAAGAAUAUUCCCACCGUGCAGUAACGCGUCUCAUUGAUCUUGAAGAUGCCGAUUUCGUUUCUGGCAUCAUCCAAGAUGUAGGUCUCGAGAUACGACCCGAUUGGUACGAGUAUGACUGGAACAUCAACGUCUUCGUGGAAGUCGCCAUGUUACUGGCACAGAACGCCGAAUCCGUUGAGUUGAUGUUUGAACCCAAACGCGGCGUCUAUCGACAACCCUUUGACAUGAUCCCCGAGCCGAACAAGACAACUAAGCCAAUCCUCUUCAAUAAUCUUCGACACCUUCACUUGAUGCAACCAGGCCUCAGUACUAUGGACGAGUUCAAGUCUAUUUUGCACUGCGCGCCAAACCUUCAAGGACUUCGGCUUGAUCUUUGCGACGACCCUAUGUCCGUUUUCACCCUUCCGCCGAACCUCACCAGUCUCAUUCUACGGCGUACCAAUCUCAGUGCACGGCACUUCCAAUCAAUGACCUCGAACUUCACCAUGCUACGCCAUCUAGAGCUUGUUUUUAAUGGCUUCUCACGAGAAGCAUCCAUCAUGGAGGCCAUUGCAAAGCAUCGUAACACUUUGACGAGUCUCAUAUUGAUAUCUGGCAAGAUUCUUCCCUUUGCAAAGCUGAAGAGUCUCCACAAACUCGAAUCUCUUACCAUGAGCAUCGAGACUGUGCGGCCCGAGGAUUUGUUGGGUUCGCUUCCAUCUUCUUUGCGCGAGUUACGCAUUCUGGAAGAAACGCAUGGCGGGACUGCACAUCGACCUGAAAUAUGGUUCGAAGAUUUCAACGCUGACUUGGAUGCACGAUCGGAAACCCUGCCUCAAGAUAUGGUCAUCUAUAGGAGUUCAUAUUCCAGGGGGAUCAAGUCUGCGCUUACUCUCACCUCCUUCGGCAGGGAUUGCGUACUUUGGCGGGAGAUGAGUGAAUGCAUACUUCUGGUCAAUCUGGCCGCCAGUCUCUACCAGCUUCCCCUCAGCAGAGUCAUUGAACGCCGCCUCUGCCGCGAGCAUUACGCAGUCACAGAUCCUUCGGUAAUCGACAAAGAUGGCAAUGUUGCAGAAGGUUUUUGCAAGGUGGACGAUGUGCAGCAGGGUCUUGCCUGGAUUCAAGGGACUAUGGAAACGGCGUGGAUCGUGGGUGACUUCAUCAUGACGGUUCCGCUGGGAUUCCUCGCGGAGAGGUACGGUCGGCGGUCCAUCCUCUGCCUCAACAUUGUGCCCCGCAUCAUCUUGUUGACGUGGGCCGUUAUCGUGGGGUACUUUGAGCAAACCUUGCCGACCAAAGCCAUGAUCGCAUCCCCGUUCUUCUCGGUCCUAGGCGGUGAUUGUGUUUUCAACUCAAUCACAUAUGCCAUAGCUUCCAACAUGACAGACGAUCACGUCCUGAGGGCCACGUAUUUCGGAUGGAUGGGCUCCGUGUCGUAUGUCGUCAACUUGCUUGGCCCAGCUCUCGCAUCAGCAUCUAUGAGUCUUCUUCUCUGGCUUCCGUUCUGGAUUGGAAUCGCUCUCCUUCUUCUGGCCAUUCCCGCUAUCUCCCUCCUGGAGGAAUCACCUGACAGCCACCCUGACGCGGACGACCAAGCGAGACCUCUCCUCUCAUCCCCUGUGCUGAAAGCUCAAGACGCCGAUUCAUCCCUUCUGAGAUCCAUCCUCCAGCGCUUCGGCGUCUUGAAGUCUAUCGUCGCAGGUCAUCCUCGCAACAUGACCCUCCUGCUCAUCAGCUUUGUCCUCACCUCGCUCGCAAGCUCGGACACGAAGUUGCUUGUGCAAUACAUCUCGAAACGCUAUCACUGGACGUUUGCGUCUACAGGCUAUCUCCUCUCCGCCAAAGCCGUCGUCAACUUCACGCUCCUGACGGCCAUCAUCCCCGCCAUUCUUCGGUCGAGACAGAAUAGGUUGCGGCAUAUUCCGCCUGAGCUGGCCAGUCACCGGAUGAACAUACACUACGCCAACAUCUGCUUGGUUGUCUCUAUCCUCGGUGCUCUGGCGAUUGCUGUAGCGAGCCGGAUCUGGAUGAUGGUACCCUCACUGUUUCUCUACGCUCUCGGCUCGGCGCUGCCGGUAUUCACGCUAUCACUGCUCAAGUCUCCCUUCAUCUCACCAAAGAGACACGAUCAGCCGGCCAACUCCGCGGACCCAGAGUCACACAUUUUUUCGAUUGUGAUGAUGGUCAAGACUUCAGGAUCGCUCUUAGGCGCACCACUGAUGAUGGUCCUAUGGGUGAAGAGCAUAGCGAUCGGCGGCGCAGCUCUCGGCAUCCCGUACCUUAUUUCAGCCAGCUGUUAUCUUGCUGCUUUGCUCGUCUUAGGUCGCAUCACCACGGAGUAG
Molecule: messenger RNA, 2631 nt
Organism: Colletotrichum costaricense
Lineage: Eukaryota; Fungi; Ascomycota; Sordariomycetes; Glomerellales; Glomerellaceae
Product: major facilitator superfamily transporter
Exons: 4
Coding region: 1-2631 (876 amino acids)
Biological process (GO): transmembrane transport
Cellular component (GO): membrane
Molecular function (GO): transmembrane transporter activity
Source: RefSeq, a predicted model, not a curated record